CUGUUAUUGUCGAUAACCAACGACGUUGCUGCGUCACGAAACAAUGACAACACGACUGAUCGGAAAACGAUUUGUGCACAAAGAGCUGAUACACUUAAACUAUUGUAUGGACACGAUGGCCAACCUGGUGUGCCAGGAGCAAAGGGUGAGCCAGGCCCAAAAGGCUAUGCUGGAAUUGUAUUCUUUAAGGGUCCCCGCGGACCUCCUGGAGGAAGAGGUACACCGGGAUAGAAUGGUAUGCAGGGAAUGAAAGGAGAUCCUGGUGAACCGGGAGUGCCAGGUGUUAACGGUAGGGACGGUUUGACUGGUGAAAUGGGUGACUGGGGUUUCUCUGGUCCACCUGGAAAUAAGGGUCAAAAAGGAAGUAAAGGAAAGGCCGGCGCUAAGAUGGAACAGGAAAUGGAGGUAUACACACUUAAUGGCUACUUCGUGUCCCAGAGUGGUUACUACAACAAUCGCUAUCACGUUACAUCACGUGUUCUAACUGACGGAAGAUCAGACACCGGUGGUUGGGGCAGCGAGUCAGAAAAUGCUGGCAACUAUAUUCAAGCAACUUAUAUUCGCCCUGUUUACGUCACGUCAUUAACAGUAGCUGGAGGUUUCAUAUCAUCUUGGGGUCAUGAUGUGAAGCCAGAAUACGCGGACCUGGACUUCGAAUAUUCUUUCGAUGGCAAAAGUUGGUUAAAGGCACGAACUGUUCCUGCACCUGUGCAAAAUGCUGAGAUGAUAUUUUACGACUUGCCUCAGCCAGUCACUGCCAAGUAUUGGCGUCUCAGAUCAACUGAAAACAAAUGGGCUGGAACAACUGAAUUUUCUUUGAAACCUUUGAUUAGACAAUAAGUCUAAGUCGCCUUUACGAAAUUAUAACACAAUCAGCA
This is a messenger RNA of Dendronephthya gigantea, 878 nucleotides long. RefSeq lists its product as uncharacterized. The record is from RefSeq and is a predicted model, not a curated record. The coding region runs from base 238 to 840 and encodes 200 amino acids. Lineage: Eukaryota; Metazoa; Cnidaria; Anthozoa; Malacalcyonacea; Nephtheidae. The transcript is spliced from 10 exons.